AUGGCAUCUGCAGCUCUGAAAACCUUCUCUGAGAUGAUACUGGAAGCCAAGAGAGAACAGAGAGAGCAUUCUAAGCCAGUUCAGGCCACUGUUUCAAAUCUGCCUACCCAGAUGCCCAUGGGGUCAAGAAACAAAGAAAACAAUGUUACUGCCAUCACAGAAUUUUUCCUCUUGGGAUUUCAAGUCAGCCAAGAUUUAAGAAUUUUGCUUUUUUGCCUACUACUCUGGGUUAACUGUUGCACACUAUGUGGAAACCUCCUGAUCAUCAUCCUGGUGUCCACCAGCAAGAAGCUCCACACUCCAAUGUAUUUAUUCAUCUCACAACUGUCCAUCAAUGACAUGUUAUUGACAACAGUUAUUGUCCCCUUUAUGCUCCACAUUCUACUGAACAAUGGGGGGACCAUUGGUUUUACUGACUGUAUCAUUCAAUUUUAUUUUUUCUGUACUUUGGAAAUAUUUGAAUGUCUACUCCUUACGGUGAUGUCUUAUGACAGAUAUGUGGCCAUCUGUAAUCCCCUCCAUUACUCCUCUAUCAUGACAAAUGAAUAUUGCGUAAAACUACUCAUAUCCUGUUGGUUGGCUGUUUUGUUCAUAGCAGCUAUGGACACUGUAACAAUAUUAAUGUUAAAGUUUUGUAAAAAAAAUGUUAUUGACCAUUUUUUCUGUGAUAUUGUUCCAUUGCUAGAAAUUGCCUGUUCAGGUACUCAGUUUGUGGAGUUAGAAGUUUCUGCACUAGGACCCCCUGUACUUUGUAUCCCGCUCAUAAUAAUAAUAGUGUCAUAUAGUAAUAUUAUUGUCACAAUAUAUAAGAUUCCAUCCAAUAUCAGUAGACGAAAAGCCUUUUCCACCUGUAGCUCCCAUCUAAUUGUGGUCUCCAUAUUUUAUUGCACUUUGUUCAGUGUCUAUGUUGUCCCAACAAGUGGACAAUCAUUGACCAUCAGUAAAGUCCUAUCUCUGAUAUACACUGUGGUGACUCCUUUCAUAAACCCCAUAAUAUACAUCAUUAAUGGCCUGACACUUCCACCAGAUGUGGAAGAAAGAGCCUUUGGAAGUCUUGCAUCUCCAACAUAA
Messenger RNA from Bufo bufo (common toad), 1071 nucleotides. Its product is annotated as olfactory receptor-like protein I9. Gene Ontology annotation, biological process: G protein-coupled receptor signaling pathway. Bases 1 to 1071 code for a protein of 356 amino acids. The transcript is spliced from 3 exons. NCBI's taxonomy places the organism in Eukaryota, Metazoa, Chordata, Amphibia, Anura, Bufonidae. Gene Ontology annotation, molecular function: olfactory receptor activity; G protein-coupled receptor activity. The record is from RefSeq and is a predicted model, not a curated record. Gene Ontology annotation, cellular component: membrane.